AUGGCGCAACCAUCUCCGUCUGAUCUCAUUUUCACAGUGAGAAGACAGAAGCCGGAGCUUAUAUCGCCGGCAAAACCUACUCCUCAUGAGAUCAAGCCUUUGUCUGACUUAGAUGACCAACAUUUCUUACGCAUGCAAAUUUCACUCAUACACUUUUAUCGUCCUAAGCCUUCCAUGGCAGGCAAGGACCCAGUCAAAGCCAUCAGAGAAGCUUUGGCUCAGACACUUGUGUUUUACUAUCCUUUUGCAGGAAGACUCAAGGAAGGUGGAGGUCGCAAGCUUAUGGUGGAUUGUAAUGAAGAAGGUGUUAUGUUCACUGAGGCUGAUGCUGACGUCACGCUUCAACAGUUCGGUGAUGAUCUUCACCCUCCAUUUCCAUGCCUUCAAGACCUCCUUCACUCUCCUCCUGGUUCUGAUGAAAUCGUUCACCGUCCAAUCUUGCUUAUUCAGGUGACACGCCUCAAGUGUGGUGGUUUCAUCUUUGGUCUUCGCAUGACUCAUUGUUUAUGUGACGGACCUGGAAUAGUCCAAUUCCUGAAUUCCCUUGCUGAAUUUGCUAAUGGCGCAACCGAACCUUCGAUCCAACCAGUGUGGCACAGAGUACUUCUAAAUGCGAGAGACCCACCACUUGUUAGUUGCACUCAUCAUGAGUACGAUGAAGAAGUGAUCGACACCACAAAUCCAUCCACAAACACCAUUCUUCGAUCUUUCUUCUUCGGACCUACUGAGAUCUCUUCCCUCCGUCGAUUGCUCCCCGACCACCUGCGUCAAUCCUCCUCAUUUGAGGUUGUCACAGCUUGCCUUUGGCUUUGUCGAACAAAAGCUUUACAACUAGAUCCACAAAAAGAUGUUCGCAUGAUGAUCGUUGUCAAUGCACGUUUUGGACGUAACAAACUAAACCCUCCAUUAUCAAAAGGUUAUUAUGGCAAUGCUACUAUGUUUCCAGCUGCAAUUUCAACUGCUGGUAAGCUUUGUGAGAGUCCGUUGGGGUAUGCUUUGGAGUUAGUGAAGAAAGCAAAGGCUGAAGUGGAUGAGGAGUAUUUGCGCUCCACAAUUGAUCUGAUAGCUACGAAACGACCAAGAUUAUGUGGAAUAUUAAGAUCAUGUAUGGUAUCAGAUUUGAGCUAUCUUGGAUUCGGAGAUGUUGAUUUUGGGUGGGGCAAAGCAGUGUAUGCUGGUAUUGCAAAGAAUCCACUUGAGACAUUUCAAGGAUUAACUGCUUACGUUGGAUAUAAAAAUAGUAAAGGAGAGGCAGGUAGGGUCGUGCCUAUUUGCUUGCCACAGGAAUGCAUGGAGAGAUUUGCUAAAGAGUUGGAUUGCUUACUUAACGGUGUCCCGCAGGAGAUCCAAGAAUCAACAAGUGUGAUUGCUGAACUCUAA
Molecule: messenger RNA, 1380 nt
Organism: Neltuma alba
Lineage: Eukaryota; Viridiplantae; Streptophyta; Magnoliopsida; Fabales; Fabaceae
Product: benzyl alcohol O-benzoyltransferase-like
Exons: 2
Coding region: 1-1380 (459 amino acids)
Source: RefSeq, a predicted model, not a curated record